AUGGGGUUUCCCCCGAGAAACUCGGCGAGAAACCCCAUCCCUCUCAUUCCCCCGAGAAACUUCAUCCUCCCCCAGGCAUCAGCUCACCUCGGGGGGUCUGCCCCGAGGAAGUGCCCUUCGCAGCGAGGGGGGCUGUGGAAUCCUCCCCGAGCAGGCGCUGGGGUCAAGCGGCCCGAAGGGACGGCGGGGCUGGGAACUCCGCUUCACGGACAAAGCCAAGUUCCUGAAGUUGUUUGGUGUGGGAGAAUCGCUGAAUCCCUGCACGUGUGUAACCAUGGCGGUGAUGUGAAGCAAUUGCCGUUGAACAGACUCAACGCUUCGCGGGAGGUAGCCCCAGUAACCCUCCCGAACUGCCGCCUCAUCAAAGGCAUCGAAUCUGGUUCAGAAGACAUUGAAAUACUUCCCAAUGGGCUGGCUUUCAUCAGCUCCGGCUUGAAAUAUCCAGGAAUGAAGAGCUUUGCACCGGAAAAACCAGGUGAAAUAUUCUUGAUGGAUUUGAAUGAAGACAAGCCCAGAGCAGUGGGACUGAGAAUCAGCCGAGGAUUUGAUCUGGCGUCAUUUAGCCCUCAUGGAAUCAGCAUCUAUGUAGACAGAGACGACACCGUGUACCUCUUUGUUGUGAACCAUCCCCAUCAGAAGAGCACAGUAGAAUUGUUUAAAUUUGUAGAAGAUGACAAUUCUCUUGUACACCUGAAAACCAUUCAACACGACCUUCUGACAAGUGUGAAUGAUGUAGUAGCUGUGGGUCCAGACAGCUUCUAUGCCACCAAUGACCACUACUUCUUUGACUUCAUCUUGAUGUUCUUGGAGAUGUUCUUGGGUUUAACUUGGUCAAAUGUUGUUUACUACAGUCCAAAAGAAGUUAAAGAAGUAGCAGCUGGGUUUUAUUCAGCCAAUGGCAUUAACAUUUCACCCGACAGAAAGUACAUCUACGUGGCAGAUAUAUUUGAUCAUAAAGUCCAUGUUAUGGAAAAACAUGCUAAUUGGAAUUUAACCCGUGUGAAGACGCUGCAGCUGGACACUCUGCUCGAUAACUUGUCUGUUGACCCUCAGUCUGGAGACAUCUGGACAGGAUGUCACCCCAAUGGAAUGAAGCUGUUAUACUACGAUCCAGAAAAUCUGCCUGGCUCUGAGGUCCUGCGCAUCCAGAACAUCCUCUCGGAGGAGCCCGUGGUGACGCGCGUCUACGCCGACGACGGCUCCGUGCUGCAGGGGAGCUCGGCGGCGUCUGUCCACGAGGGAAAGCUGCUCGUCGGCACCGUCUUCCACAGAGCUCUCUACUGCGAGCUGUAGCUGCCCGCGGGUAAGGUCUGCUGCUGUGG
Apaloderma vittatum (bar-tailed trogon) is the source of this 1322-nucleotide messenger RNA. RefSeq names its product serum paraoxonase/arylesterase 2-like. The transcript is spliced from 10 exons. Gene Ontology annotation, molecular function: arylesterase activity. Lineage: Eukaryota; Metazoa; Chordata; Aves; Trogoniformes; Trogonidae. Bases 1 to 1293 code for a protein of 430 amino acids. The record is from RefSeq and is a predicted model, not a curated record.